CAUUCGUCCAGUUGCUUCUCUCAACGUCAUCCGACACGCGACAGAUCAGAGUGAGAGAGAGAUGAGCAGGAUCGCAUUUCUACCUGCACCGCUUGCUCCGAUCCCUAUCCUCGUUCCCCAGCCGUUGGCUCUCUAAUUAAUGGCGGCGACGCUACUACCACCGGCGACUGAUCUCCUUCCGCUGCUCUCGUCACUGAUUCUCUCCGUCCUACUGCUCCUUCCUCCUCCGGCGCUCUCUGAUCCAGAUGACGAGGCCUGCCUCUCCAAUCUCCGCAGCUCGCUGACGGAUCCCACCGGUAGCCUCCGCAACUGGACGGAGGCCACCUUCGCCUCCCCCUGCAACGGCUUCACUUCCUACCUCGAGGGCGUCACCUGCAACAACGGCCGCGUCUACAAGCUCUCCCUCCCGGCCUUCUCCCUCGGCGGCGCUGUCUCCCCGUCGAUCGCCAACUGCACCAACCUCCAAUCCCUCGACCUCUCCUCCAACGCCCUUUCCGGCUCCAUCCCCCCGGAGCUCUCCUCCCUCCUCAACCUCGCCGUCCUCAACCUCUCCUCCAACCGCCUCUCCGGCCCCAUCCCGCCGGACCUCGCCCUCUGCGCCUACCUCAACGUCCUCGACCUCCACUCCAACCUCCUCUCCGGCAUCAUCCCAGACCAGCUCGGCCUCCUCGUCCGCCUCUCCACCUUCGACGUCUCCUACAACCGCCUCGAGGGCCCCAUUCCGACCCUGCUCGCCAACCGCAGCGCCUUGGGCGGCGCAGCCGCCGCCGCGAUUCCCAGGUUCAACGCCUCCUCCUUCCUCGGCAAUAAGGACUUGUACGGGUACCCCCUCUCGCCGAAGCGGGGCGGUGGGCUCUCGGUGCUCGCCAUUGUCGGGAUCGGCCUCGGCAGUGGACUUAUCAGCUUGGUGCUUAGCUUCACCGCCGUUUGCAUCUGGCUCCGGCUCACCGACCGGGCCGCAUUGACGACCGGCGAGGAGGCAAAGAUUUCAAACCUCAUGCCCGAUUAUUGACAUCAAUUUGCCACCCACCCUCCUAUGUUCUAGCUCCAUCUCCCUCCGUUUUCUUUACCAAUUAAGUACAUAUUUGUUGCUUCACUUUCUCUUUACUAAGUCGACUUUUUGUGAUCUAAACGUCUGAAUCAGUUGUAUAAACACAUUGAUGGGACAAAUUGUCAUCACUACGUGGCCUCGAGUGCAGUAAUUCGAGCUGUUCUGUUUUUUAUGGAAGAUAAAGGUGAAAUAUGUACAGCAUCUUCCGUGUCAUUGCUUUUAUGGCAUGGCCAAAAGGAUUUGGAGGGAGCUGGUGACUUUCCAUUGCUUUAUUGCUGUCUCACUGUGCUGCAAAGGAAGAGUCGUGGAUCUGGCAUCAGUUUCCAGCUUUAAAGUUAACUAAGAGGUUCAGUACAGUCUCUAAUUAGUGGAUCCGAGAUCAUGAUCACUUAAUUUCCUGAGACUAAAAAAACAAAGCAUGUGUAUGAGAACGUUCAGAUCUUGUUAUAUUCUCAAUUAGCCCUGACACAUCGCAGAGACCAAUUGUUGCCGUUGCAGCACCGCUUAUUUGAGCUCUCUGUCUGUGAGUGUCAAUUGCGAAAGUUUUGCUGCCCAAGGUAGAAAGUGGAGGUGUACAGUGUGAUUCUGUAUCUAUUAAAUAAAGGAAGAAGAAAUAUAAAAUGUUUAUGCUGUAGCUAGCGAUUAUGAAGAACAAGGACAUGAUCUUAUU
Molecule: messenger RNA, 1721 nt
Organism: Zingiber officinale
Lineage: Eukaryota; Viridiplantae; Streptophyta; Magnoliopsida; Zingiberales; Zingiberaceae
Product: receptor-like protein 44
Exons: 1
Coding region: 140-1012 (290 amino acids)
Molecular function (GO): protein binding
Source: RefSeq, a predicted model, not a curated record